CGGAAGGUUUUGGGUCAGUACCGUUAAAGUGACUUUGAAUCUCCAGCCGCCAUCGAUAACUAUGGAGCUUCUUCUUCUGAUGUUUUUCUGUCUCCUGACUGGCUCUGAAGUAACGUUUGGUGCUGAGAAAAAAGACAUCACAGUGGACGAAGGAAGUGACGUCAUGUUACCUUGUUCACUCAACACAACGGACAUUACUCAAGAGAAGUUUGAAUGGAUGACAGAUGGUCGUCAGGUGUUCCUGUAUGAUGACGGCAAUCAUUCCAAUAUCGCUGUUAAAGGUCAAGAUCAGCAGUUCAGAGGACGAGUUAAACAUUUUCCAGAUGAACUGAAGUCAGGCAACGCCUCCAUAACCAUCAGAAAUAUGACGGUGGAUGACAGUGGAGAAUACACCUGUGAAUUUCCAAAUCUUCAGCCAAGGCAAAUUGUCCACAUGAAUCUUGAUGUUGGUGAGUACUUUGAUAAAACUCUUAUUUAG
Messenger RNA from Scomber japonicus (chub mackerel), 478 nucleotides. RefSeq names its product CD276 antigen-like. The coding region runs from base 62 to 478 and encodes 138 amino acids. The record is from RefSeq and is a predicted model, not a curated record. Gene Ontology annotation, biological process: positive regulation of T cell proliferation; negative regulation of T cell proliferation; cellular response to lipopolysaccharide. Gene Ontology annotation, cellular component: external side of plasma membrane. NCBI's taxonomy places the organism in Eukaryota, Metazoa, Chordata, Actinopteri, Scombriformes, Scombridae. The transcript has 2 exons.